Molecule: messenger RNA, 1044 nt
Organism: Sphenostylis stenocarpa
Lineage: Eukaryota; Viridiplantae; Streptophyta; Magnoliopsida; Fabales; Fabaceae
Source: the annotation of a GenBank genome assembly
AUGAGUGGGAAAAUAAUCGGUGCCGGCGUUUCUCUCAUCCUUUGUGUGGGUGUGGUCAUUGGCGUGGUUGCUGUGGUUCAGAGCCCGAAGAACGAGACGAGCAGCACAGGAGAAUUAAAAACCACGAACAGGGCCGUGACAGCGUUGUGCCAAAACUCAGAUGAUCAACAAUUUUGCCACAGUGUGCUUUCCACCACAAAGAGCUCAAACCCUAAGGAUUACAUUGCCACCGUUGUGAAAACCUCGAUGGACAGUGUCAUCAAAGCGUUCAACAUGAGCGACAGGCUCACAGUGGAACACGGCAACAGCAGCGCAGGAAUGAAGAUGGCUCUCGACGAUUGCAAGGACUUGUUGCAAUCCGCAAUCCACGAACUGGAGGCCUCGGGUGUGUUGGUCCAAGAGAGCAACAUCGACGCCGUUAACAACCACACCUCCGAAAUCAAGAACUGGCUAGGUGCUGUUGUUGCCUAUCAGCAAUCGUGCCUCGACGGGUUCAACACGGACGGCGAGAAGAAGGUUCAGGAACAGUUACAGUCCAAUAGCUUGGACCAAGUUGGGAAGCUCACUGGCUUGGCACUUGAUAUCGUAUCGGGGAUUGCGAAGAUUCUUCAAUCCUUGGACUUGAACUUGAUUCUGAAACCCGCCUCUCGUCGCCUUCUCGAUAUUGAUCAAGAGGGAUACCCCACUUGGUUCUCCGCUGCUGAUCGCAAGCUCUUGGAUAAUAUUGAUAACGGUGGAGUUAUACCCCAUGCUACAGUGGCUAAGGAUGGCAGUGGCCAAUUCACUACCAUUUUGGACGCUAUCAACUCCUAUCCCAAGAAACAUCAAGGUAGAUUCAUCAUCUACGUCAAGGCUGGUGUGUAUGAUGAGUACAUCCUUGUUGACAAGAAGAAGGUUAACCUUCUCAUCUAUGGCGAUGGCCCCACCAAGACCAUCAUCACCGGACGCAAAAACUACGCCGAGGGUACCAAGACCAUGAGAACCGCUACCUUCUGUAAGUCCAACUUCCUCUCCUUCCAUCCAAACAAGAACAUAUUUGCCUAA